Armigeres subalbatus is the source of this 1183-nucleotide messenger RNA. RefSeq lists its product as uncharacterized. The coding region runs from base 58 to 1035 and encodes 325 amino acids. Lineage: Eukaryota; Metazoa; Arthropoda; Insecta; Diptera; Culicidae. The record is from RefSeq and is a predicted model, not a curated record. The transcript has 2 exons.
UUUCAGUUGGUUGCAAAAUUUGGUUCGAAUCUAUUGCAGCGGUUUUCCGAAUGGAAAAUGGGAGAAAAAUGUAUAGAACACUUGAAAUCGUGGGCAGCUAGAUACUGUACUGUGGCAUUGUUGGUUCAUUUCGUGACUAUUGUGGACUCGGAAAUAUAUGUUGUAUCGUCAAGUGAAAUUGAAUUGGAAGAUGAUUAUCUGGAUGAGGACACACCCCCGGAAAUGAAACACGCCGUAUAUAUAUCAUCAAAUAACUAUUUGAAGAAGAAGAAACAUCACAAAGAUCUGUUCUUGUACAGUUUGCAACAAGCACCAUUAAGAAAAAAUUACGAAAAAUAUUCAAAUCAUCCACUGCCACUGAUUGUGAACGAAGCAAAACCACCUGAACACAAAACUGAAAUCGUCAGUAAAAAGCAGAAUUCGGCGUUCGUUUUAAAAGCAUUGUUACUGGUUGGGCUUCCCGUUCUAGUUGGGCUCUACAUUCUGAUCCUCGCGAAACUGAUGUUGGGUUUGAAGGCGAUCGCUUCGACCAAUGCUCUUACCAUAGGAAUACUGUCCACAAAGUACUUGCUUGAGAAGAAACACAAAAGUACCCAUCAAGGAGCAGCCCUACUCCCGUUAUACAUUCCGCUGGCGGUAUCCUCUAUCCUAUCCACCGCCGGAUUGCUUACUGGUGCCGCAGGAUUGAUAGGAUCCCUGAUCGGUAACAUCACUAUCGCGGUCAACAACACAAGACCUCCAAAUGGUGGCAGCACAACAGCCAGACCACCACCUCCAAGCACAGCCAAUCCACCGCCCAACGAGGAAAGAGAGUACUACGGUGCGGGAGUGCUGCAUCUUCCUUUGGCGAAUGAGAAUGGGCUGAUAACACGAACAAAGUUUAUGACCUCGACUGACGAUGCUCCGAAAGAGAAUAUUUUCAGCAAUGUGACGAGGAGGAUGACACGAACUGUAAAAGCGCUUUUUGAUAAGGUUUAUUCCGGCUUUCGGCAAAGUCACUUUCAGACUUACAUCUGGAAAAAAUCUAAUGAUUGAUUGUGCUUUGCAACCUAAACGUUCACAAAACCAAAUCGCACUACUCAGGAUUUAGAGAAUAUUCGUAAGUUAUCAGGUAAAAAAAAUAUACCAAAACUGCCAUCAACAAUAAAAGCUAACAGAAAUACAUAACUAUUAAAUUGUGAAA